AUGAGCUCCUUUACCUUAUUCUACUCUCAAUCUACGCCCCCUUUUCGACUUUCUCCACUCCAACCCAACCAGAAGACCAUAAUCACAGUAACCAAGCGCGCUUUUCUAAUGAAACCUGCUUUGCGAUUUCUUGAGUUUGCGAUCUGGCAGGUUUUGAGCAGCUCAUCGGAAAAGAAUGAAGUCUUGGAUGCUAAAGAUGCGGCAUUGCUGGUCAACACUUGCAUUACGCGUAGUUUGCCGCCAGUUUUGAGUUUGGAACAAGGGCUGGAGAGGAUUAAGGAGUCCGUGGCGGAAUUGAGGGCUAAUCCUCCUUGUUGCUCAAGCGGGAUGUACAGAUUUCAGCUUGCAGUGCCACCAAGUGCAAAAGCAUUGAACUGGUUUUGCUCCCAACCGGAUCAAUCAAACAUUUUUCCUCUAUUUUUUCUUUCCAAUGAAGAGAAUCCGACGUAUAAUUCGCUCUCUCUUGGAAGAACCAGGGGCAUUUUCGGUAUUGGUUCAGCCGUUGUCUUCAAGGAUUGUUCUCCUCAUGGUGCAGGAAAAGACAGUAAUAUUAGGAGAUAUCUUUUGGCUGAACCAACAACUGCAAAGGCUUAUGGUUUCUUGGAUAUCGAGUUCGACACCUACAUGUCUGCUAUAAAGCAUCAGAGUGGUUCGUAUUACCUUUUCAUCCCUCAGAUUGAGUUGGAUGAGUUUGAAGAUAUCCCUUUCUUGACCGCGACAUUGGCAUGGGACGACUCUUCAAUUUGUACCUUUAGUGAAGCUGUUCGAAGAUUUGAGCUUGCAUUAGACCAGGCCAUGCAUACCUGUGCAAACAGAAGUCAACUGAUUCGGUCUUCUCUUUCAAAGUAUCGCAAUGCAGAGAAACAUAAGGCAAUGGUACGUGCAAAUGCUUUGUUAUUGGAUGGGAAGCACACAGCAGCCAGCGCCCUGGGGCUGGGAGAUUCUUUGUCUUGUUGCAGUCAGUUUGUUGCUAGGCUUUCAUCAACUUUAUCAAUUGCAGAUAACAUGAUAGAUGAAACAAAUUCAGUCAACAAUGUGAUUCAAGAUUUACCCAAUAUCAAUGCUUUGUGGGCGUACCUUAUAGUUGAGGAAUGCACUCGACUUGGUUUGACAUAUUUUUGUGUGGCCCCUGGAUCAAGGUCAUCUCCCUUAACAAUUGCUGCCGCCAGUCAUCCUCUCACGACUUGUAUUGCAUGCAUUGACGAAAGAUCUCUUGCAUUUCAUGCGCUCGGUUUUGCAAAAGGUUCAGGAAAACCGGCAGUCGUUAUAACUUCAUCAGGCACAGCUGUCACAAAUCUUUUUCCGGCUGUAGUUGAGGCUUGCCAGAGUUUUGUACCAAUGCUUUUGCUAACGGCUGACCGUCCUCCCGAGCUUGUAGAUGUUGGGGCUAACCAAGCUAUUGAUCAGAUUAAGCAUUAUGGCUCGUUCGUGAGGCACUUUUUCAGUCUCCCUCCUCCUACAGACGAAAUAUCGGCAAAAUACGUACUAACUACAAUAGACUCAGCUUUUCUUAAAUCAACAUCUUCCCCAGUGGGCCCCAUACACAUCAAUUGCCCUUUCCGUGAGCCAUUGGCAAGCACCUCGAAAACUUGGAGCCACAAAUGUUUAAGUGGAUUGGACACUUGGAUUUCAAAUGCCGAACCAUUGACCAGACAUUCUUUGACGUGUUAUAGUAACGUGAAAGAGCAGAUGGUUGAGGUGGUGAAACUGGUCAAAGGGGCAAAUCAGGGAAUUUUGGUGUUGGGUUCGAUUCAGAAGGAGGAUGACAUGUGGGCAGCUCUUUUGCUGGCCAAGCACUUGUUGUGGCCGAUUGCUGUUGAUAUUCAGUCGGGUUUGAGGUUGAGGAAGUACGUGUCGACUUUUCUUGACAGCAAGGAUAUAUUGUUCGUUGAUCAGCUUGAUCAGCUGUUGCUGUCUGAAUCUGUAAGGGAAUGGAUGAGGGCAGAUGUAAUAAUACAGGCUUCCUGGGAGACCUCAUUUCUGAUUAAUUCGGAACAAUCCUUGACCGAACCUUACGUAGCUCGGAAAAUCUCGGAGGCAAUUCGCUGUGGGUCGGCUUUGUUUUACGGGAACAGCAUGCCAAUACGUGAUGCGGAUAUGUAUGGCUGUGACUGGGUGCAUUGCACCCACAGUGCUGCUCUCAUGUUGAGCUCUGGCUUGCCAUGUCACCCAGUGCAUGUUAGCGGGAAUCGAGGGGCUAGCGGUAUUGAUGGUUUGAUAAGCACUGCUAUUGGAUUUGCUGUUGGCUGCAAUAAAAGAGUGCUUCUUGUGAUUGGCGAUAUUUCAUUUUUGCAUGAUACAAACGGGUUGGCAUUACUAAGACAACGGACAUACCGGAAACCAAUGGUCAUACUUGUGCUUAACAAUCAUGGUGGAGCCAUCUUUAGUCAAUUACCAGUUGCAAAUACCACAGAUAGAAGCAUACUAGACCAGUUUUUCUACACGUCUCACAAUGUGUCGAUACGCAAUCUAUGUUUAGCACAUGGUGUGAAGCAUGUUCAAGUGCAAACAAAAAGGGAGUUAGAAGAUGCAUUGUCCACAUCUCAAAAAGAAGACGUUGAUUGCGUGGUGGAAGUCGAGAGUGAAAUUGAUAUGAACGUCGCUAUUCAUAGUAAGUUGAGGAAUUUUUCUCGCAAAGCCUCGGAUAAUGCACUUAACAUCCUCUCAAAGCUGUCAGUUGAAGAUUCCAGCUUGGAAAAUUACAAGAUCCAUAAAAUGGAUUACUUUCUCUACCGGGUUGAGCUUAAUGCCCCACCUACUUCAGCUUCUAUGGAGUCGAAGGCUCCCACAUCCUAUAGGGAAGGUUUUGUCAUAAGUCUAACUCUUGAAGAUGGUAGUAGUGGAUUUGGUGAGGUGGCACCUCUUGAAAUCCACAAAGAGAACUUGCUUGAUGUGGAAGAGCAACUUCGGUUUCUUGUUCACGCUAUGGAAGGAAAGACAAUCAGUGGCAUACUACCGCUGUUGAGUUGUUCGAUUUCUUCUUGGAUAUGGAAGAAUUUAGGAAUUCCGCCAGGUUCAAUCUUUCCCAGUGUUCGAUGUGGAUUAGAGACAGCUCUCCUGAGUGCUAUUGCAAGUAAACAAAAUAGCACUUUACUGGAUAUAAUUAGUCCCACAACAGAAAAAACGUCCGAGAAAUCAUCUGCUGUUCAAAUUUGUGCCCUCAUUGACUCCUACGGGACUCCAAUGGACACAGCUCUUGUAGCAUCUAAUUUGGUUGAUGAAGGAUUUACGGCUAUAAAAAUAAAAGUUGCACGUCGAGCAGAUCCUGAUGAAGACAUAGUUACAAUACAAGAGGUGAGAAGAAAAGUGGGAAAAGAUGUUGUAAUCCGUGUGGAUGCAAAUAGGAAAUGGAAUUAUGAUGAAGCCGUUAAGUUUGCUCUCUCGACCAAAGAUUGCUGCCUGCAAUAUAUCGAGGAACCAGUGAAUGAUGAGAAUGAUAUAGUGAAAUUCUGUGAAGAAACUGGUGUACCAGUGGCUUUGGAUGAAACAAUCAACUCUAUAGGGGAGAACCCUCUGGAGGUCCUUGGGAAAUACAGCCACUCAGGAAUUACUUCUGUUGUAAUCAAACCUAGUGUCAUCGGUGGUUUCGAAAAGGCAGCUCUAGUCGCAAGGUGGGCCCAUCAGCUCGGGAAAACAGCUGUCAUUAGUGCUGCUUAUGAAAGUUCACUUGGUUUGUCAGCCUACGUUCAGUUCGCCCAUUACCUCGACCUGCAAAAUGCCGAAAUUCGAAGCUUGACGAGCAAGGAACUCGAACCAAUCACAGUGCACGGUUUGGGGACAUACAAAUGGUUCAAAGAGGAUGUGACUUUGGAGCAUCUAAAUAUUCAUUAUAAUCCUGACCACAGAUCAGUCGAGGCUGAUGCUGUUGAUGCCGGUCGAUUUCUGCAGAAUUUUCGGGUAAAUAAUGAAGUGGUUGUUAGAAAGUUUGUGGGUAAACAAGUGCGCAAGUACCAAGUAGCGGUUGAUACGGAUGGUGUCUCGUUUACUACAAAUGUGGUCGAGACUGGAGAAAGCAUUGAUGGUAGUGCUAUUGUGUUCCUCCAUGGGUUUCUUGGAAGCAAAGGUGAUUGGGUCCCGAUUAUGAAAUCCCUCUCAACCUCCAAUAGAUGCAUUGCAAUCGAUCUACCUGGCCACGGAGGAUCAAAGUUGCAAUUUAACGGUUCCGAUUUGUCAAUUGAUAUGGUAGUCGAUACCUUGUGCAAGGUGUUAAAUAAUCUCACUCCUCAUAAGGUCACUCUUGUGGGGUACUCAAUGGGCGCUAGGAUCUCUUUAUACACAGCCCUAAAAUGUUCUCACAAGGUUGAAAAGGCUGUUAUAAUCUCGGGAAGCCCGGGUUUGAUAGACAAUGAUGCAAGGGAAAUCCGUAAGGCUAAAGAUGACUUUCGAGCAAGCACACUCGUGUCAAAUGGGUUAGAGUUUUUUACGGAGGCUUGGUAUGGUGAAGAACUGUGGGCAAGCUUAAGAACCCAUCCACACUUUAAAAUGAUAGUUUCCAGCCGUUUGCAGCAUGAUGACUUGCCGACUCUUGGUAAAGUUCUCUCUGGCUUAAGCAUCGGAAGGCAACCAUCUUUGUGGGAGGAUCUGAAGCAUUGCAAGGUUCCACUGCAGAUUUUAGUGGGAGAAAAAGAUGCAAAGUUUAGAAGAAUCGCUCGUGAGAUGUACGCCAAAAUUGGCCAUGAAAAUGGAAGUUGUAAUUAUUCACCGCCAUUGACUGAAAUUCGGAAUGCUGGACAUGCAGUUCAUCUCGAGAAUCCUCUUGCUGUGAUUACCGCUCUACGACAGUUCAUAUAGAGAGAGGGAAGACUAGUUAGAUCCCUUGAUUUAUGUACAAUAAAAUAAAAUUUACAAUAAAAGAAGUAAAGAAGAAGAAAUGAAUAAUGCAUAGAUCAUUCAAUUGUUGUCUCCAAAAGAAAGUGUAGUUUUUCAUAAAGUAGAAUAGUGUUACAGAAAGAUAUAAUCUUGUAUGUAAGGAAAUAAUGAGUCACCUCAGUUGUAACAAGGGAUCAAAUAAGUUCCACUUCACAAUUGGUCAUCUUUCUUGGCCUAUAUGUUUGGAUUCAAAAUUUUCAGUUUUUGAUGGGAAUGUUAUCUCUGUUGGAGUGUUGAUAAAUGCAAGAUGAGUUUAAACCUUGGAUCUUAG
Messenger RNA from Striga asiatica, 5140 nucleotides. Lineage: Eukaryota; Viridiplantae; Streptophyta; Magnoliopsida; Lamiales; Orobanchaceae. The record is from the annotation of a GenBank genome assembly.